Messenger RNA from Triplophysa rosa, 1169 nucleotides. RefSeq names its product integrin subunit beta 3 binding protein (gene itgb3bp). Gene Ontology annotation, cellular component: nucleoplasm. The record is from RefSeq and is a predicted model, not a curated record. The transcript is spliced from 9 exons. Bases 46 to 525 code for a protein of 159 amino acids. Gene Ontology annotation, biological process: CENP-A containing chromatin assembly; regulation of DNA-templated transcription. Lineage: Eukaryota; Metazoa; Chordata; Actinopteri; Cypriniformes; Nemacheilidae.
CGAACUACAAAUAAACGCGCCACAAGGAGAAGAGAAACAUUCAAAAUGCCUGUAAAGAGAGCCCUUCAGUUACAUGACAAAGAAAACAGCCCAGCUAAGAGGCAUGCACCAAACAAAAAUUAUUCCCCUAUGACUGGAACCCGGUUGAUGAGUCCUGCAACUAAACCUGCAGCAGGUACUUCGAAAGCAGAUGGAAAGAAAACGAAUACCCCUAAAACAAAAAAGCCAAUGACAGAUGCAGAGAGAAUUGUGUUCCUCAGAUCUAAGGUGAGAAGAUCUGUCAAAGACAUAAUGAAAUACAGGCACCAGCUGGAGACAUUAAUGCCAGUAGAGGGCAGUAGUGAGCUGAGGAGUCUGUUGCUGAUGGGUCCUGCUGAUCUACAAACUGAACUCAAGAGGCAUGAAGAUCUGUCUUCCAAAGUUGCAUCUUCUGCACACAGACCAAACACAAACAAGGGUCAUGUCAGAGGUUUAAAACAGACCAGCAGCUCUUAUGAAUUUCUGAAGGCGAUCUUAAGCCGCUGAAGAAUCUUCUCUUGGUGUCCGACUUGGGUAGCAGCUGGUGGCCACUCAAACAUUUUCCUAUUUCUGCCCAAGGUAGAUCACGUAACUGUCACUUUAUCACUUCUAGAGGCCACGUGAAGGACAAAAGCUUAAGCUGACCUAACAAAACACACACUUGUCACAUCCAAACCAUAGGACAGCAGUUGGCAAGAACAAGAACUUGUUCCCAGCAACUCAUGGUUCAUCUAUUUUGUCUGUUAACUGUAGGCUGUAAAGUCUGACCGUCAAGUUUAGAGAAAGAGUUUUAAGAUCAGCAGCCAGGAUCUAAUAACAAUUUGAUCUUGAUGGGUAUAAUUUUUCAAUAUUAGCUUCAGCCUUUUUUUUGUGUUGCUGUCUUUUUUUUCUAAUGUGUAAAACGGUUUAACAAAAUCAGUUCAUUCUUUCAUUUUGUGUGCGUGGCUGUGUAGCUGGAGCACAUUGUAACACAGUAGCCCCUUUGUGACCCGAUAACAUUUAUAGUUGUAAUGGAUUUUUUUAAUGGCCGUCAUUAACUCGCACAAAGAGGGGUGAAAAAGAUCGCUUGUACUUUUUCGCUGGUGUUUCAGCUUUACAGCAUUAUGUUCAUAUAUGUCUCCUUCCAUCAUUUUUGUUUUACAGCCCAUAGA